UUCAGCGCUCACAGUGUUUGUUUGUAAUGGAUGCGCAUUGUGGCAGUUUAGCCUCUGAAAACUCCGUCUUGCUGGUUCCUAUGGAUCAAGAAGACGACGCAACCCAUUCACAUUCUUUUGGUUCUUUUUCUUUCCUAACCUUUGCGCUCUAAUCUGAAUCUACCGGAUCCAGAUCCACCCAUCUCUGAAAAAUGGUAAUCAACCCAAACCCUUCUUAGCCCUAAAAUCCCAAUUCCCGAAAUGCCAUGUUUUCUUCAUCCCCCACCUAACCCCACUUCUCUAAUCCUUCUGGGUAUUCCCCAAUUCGCAAAAAGACAUGGUCUUUGCUAGAAUCGCUUCACUUGUCUCCACCAAAUUCCCCAAUUCAAAGUCUUCCCCUUCUCUAUCCAACAACAUCCGAAUCUCUUCCUCUCUCCAGGACCUCUCCUCGUACCGCCAUGUUGACGCCACGCUACCCCUUCACAAGCUUCCAACACCCUCCUCUUCCUCGCGCCGCAGAUGCCUCAAAGUCGCACUCUUCCUCGCAUCGUUCUUCCUCCUAACGUACCUCGUCUUCUUCCUCCUUUACUCCUAUUGGAACCAUGGCUCCGGCAAGUACUACGUUGUACUCGAUUGCGGCAGCACCGGCACGCGCGUUUUUGUCUACCACGCUUCCGUUCGGUUCCAACGUCGUAGCAAUCUUCCAAUUGUUGUUGACUCCUUGAGGAAUAGCUUGCAAAAGAAGCCUAGUGGUCGUGCCUAUGAUCGAGUGGAGACCGAGCCUGGAAUUGAUAAACUAGUGCGCAACGUGACUGGGUUGCAGAAGGCGUUGAAGCCGUUGCUUAGGUGGGCCAAGAAGAAGAUUCCACUUCAUGCUCAUAAGUCUACUUCGUUGUUUCUCUGUGCCACUGCUGGGGUGAGGAGGCUUCCGGUUAUUGAUUCUAUGUGGCUGUUAGAUAAUGCUUGGACUGUGCUUAAAAACUCUCCCUUUAUUUGUGAGAGGGAUUGGGUUAGGAUUAUCUCAGGCCCCGAGGAGGCUUAUUUUGGGUGGAUUGCCCUUAAUUAUGAUAGUGGCAUUUUGGGGGCUAGGCCUAGGAAGGCUACUUAUGGGGCACUUGACUUGGGUGGUUCUUCCUUGCAGGUCACGUUUGAGAGUGACCAACAGAUGAAUAAUGAUACUAGUUUGUAUGUUAGCAUUGGAUCUGUGAGACAUCAUCUCACUGCAUAUUCCCUCCCGGGUUACGGUCUGAAUGAGGCGUUUGGUAAGUCUGUGGACUAUCUAUAUAGGAAAGAGUUUGCUUUAGGUAAUGUUGUUGUAGGUAGUGGUGGAAAUAUUGAGUUGAAACAUCCUUGCUUGCAGGAUGGGUAUAAGGAUGAAUACUUUUGUUCUCGUUGUUCAUCUAAUAACAAAGGUGGGAAAGAAUUGAGUGGGGGUGGAGGGUUGGGAACUUCAUUAGUGCUUGUUGGUGCUCCUAAUUGGAAGGAGUGCAGUGCACUAGCGAAAGUUGCUGUAAAUUUGUCUGAAUGGUAUGAUCUUGGCGCAGGGCUUGAUUGUGCAGCGCAGCCUUGUGCAUUGCGUGACAGUAUGCCUCGCCCCUAUGGACAUUUUUAUGUGAUUUCUGGAUUUUAUGUUGUAUUUAGGUUUUUCAACUUGACUUCUGAGGCCACUCUUGAUGAUGUGUUGGCAAAGGGUAAGGAUUUUUGUGAAAAGAGAUGGGAUGUUGCAAAGACAAGUGUUGCUCCGCAACCCUUUAUUGAUCAGUAUUGCUUUAGGGCACCCUACAUUACCUCUUUGCUGAGGGAGGGUUUGCACAUUAAUGAUAAUCAGGUAAGUGUUGGCUCCGGAAGUAUCACUUGGACACUUGGGGUUGCCUUGUUGGAAGCUGGAAAGGCAUUCUCCACUAGAUUUGGGAUUCGUGACUUGGAGUUGUUCCGGUUCAAGAUAAAUCCUCUUGCUUUUGUGCCUAUUCUGUUGGUUUCUUUUAUUCUACUUCUUUGUGCUUUAUCAUGUAUUGGCAACUGGAUGCCAAGGUUUGUCCGGAGGCAAUAUCUUCCCAUUUCCAGGCUUAACAGUGUUUCUGGGGCUUCUGUUCUUAACAUGCAAUCUCCUUUUCGGUUCCAGCAUUGGAGUCCAGUGAACUCUGGGGAUGGAAGGUCAAAGAUGCCACUGAGCCCAAAAAUUACAGAUUCACAACAAAGUCCGUUUGGUCUGGGGCAUGGGCUUGAUGACAACAAUGGUGGCAUCGAGCUUAUGAAGUCUUCAUCGUACCCAUCAGCUAGUAAUGUCUCACACAGUUAUUCCUCAAACAGUUUAGGGCAGAUGCAAUUUGAGAAUAGCAACAUGGGUGCCUUCUGGUCCUCCUACAGGAGUCAGAUGCAUCUGCAGAGUAGGCGAUCGCAGUCUCGAGAAGACCUCAAUUCCUCAUUGGCUGAAGUUCAAAAUUUCAAGAGUUAGGAAAUCAACUUCUGAAAACAUUGGUAUGAUUUCGAAAAUUUCAUCCUUUUAAAACGUCAUUGUUUCCUUUGAGUUUUGCUUUAUCAAAUUUUCCCAGGGAUUCUUCUCUGUAACAUACUAACAUCUGUAAGUAAAUACAUAUUUUUUGUUGAAUAUUCUUUCUGUAUUUAA
Vigna unguiculata (cowpea) is the source of this 2605-nucleotide messenger RNA. Its product is annotated as putative apyrase 7. Gene Ontology annotation, cellular component: membrane. The record is from RefSeq and is a predicted model, not a curated record. NCBI's taxonomy places the organism in Eukaryota, Viridiplantae, Streptophyta, Magnoliopsida, Fabales, Fabaceae. Gene Ontology annotation, biological process: nucleoside diphosphate catabolic process. Gene Ontology annotation, molecular function: nucleoside diphosphate phosphatase activity.